GUGGUGGCAACGGCUGACAUGAAUACAAUAUUUUCUCACUAUAAGUUCGAUUUGUCCUUCACGCUGUAAGCUCGUUGCCGUCCCUACCAGUUCAGCUUGGGCCUAUAGGCAGCCUCAGACCGUUUCUCUUGUGCUUUCGUUUUCUCUCGCUCUUGUGCGUUGGAAAACAAAAACGAACCGCCACUGGCGGCUACCUCUUUAUAAGCUCGUCACCGGUAACGAACCGCAAGUUUAUAACGAAGGAAAUACUGUACUUAAUCACGUGAUCUCCCCGUCAAAACAGCCUACAUUCUCUACACCCACAUUGACAGAAGCGCACCUAUUCCACGUUCAUUGCCAGGGCAAGGGAUUCGCAUCAUACAUGUCGGGCUGUUGUUGAGACGGUGACAUUUAUUUGAAUUUUCUCUGAAGAAAGUGAAGUUUUUUCUUUUCCUUUUUUUUAGCAUUAUCUGAAAAGUGUUAUUUUAAUCGUCUUGUCUGAAGAUAUCUUAACAUCUUACAGACUUACUCAGGUAUUAAUUCAUAAAUUUACACGUAAUUACGAUAUCACGGUUAUUUUGAUAUGCCUUAUCAAAAAUGAUAACUGAAAGCAAAGCAAGCUGUUAAAUAAUUUUUCCCAUUUUUUUACUUUCGCUUUUUAAUAUGGUUCGUUUUGGUAAUGCGGAUUAAAUAUAUGGAAUAAUAAUCAAACACAUAGACAAUUGUUACUGAUGAAAAUAUAUUUAUUAAAAAUUAGCAAUAUUCUAAGAAUUUUAAGUUCCUAUAAAUAAUGUGUAUACAUUUGUAUCACAAAGUGUACAAAUGUUUUAAUUUACAAUAUGCUGGUAUACAUGUUUUUGAAAUGUAUUAUUCAAAAAAGAAUAAUAUCAAUAAAGAAUGAAAAACAAAAUUGUUGUACGCAUAUUUUACUUAGGCUUUUUUAUUUUUUUCUUAUCUUUUUUCUUAUGUUUCUUCUUCAUUUCUCUUGCAGUCUGUUUUUUCCUUUUGUCUUUCUUCGUUCUUUUCUUUCUUUUAAUCACUUCUUCUUCUGAGGAAAAAUCAGAAUCAUCUGAACUUGAACUACUGGAUGAAGAAGAUGAAGACGACGAUGAAGACGAUGUACUUGAACUGGAAGGAGAGGAUUCAUUGGAUGCACUUUCAGAAAGAAGAGGUCAAUACACAUUUUAAAAAUGCCUACACAAACGACAGAGAAUGACGAUAUUCGAGUGAAAAUUGUUUAUAAUGGAUACAUUGCGAGAGGAAAUGCGUACAAUAUGUGGAUUUGGUGCAGCAGGUCAAGAUCAAUUUACAAUGAAGUGGGUUGACGAGGAGGGGGAUCCAUGCAGAAUUGCUUCUCAACAAGAACUAGAUGAAGCAAUGCGUCUUUAUGAACUGGAGAAGGACACUGAGAUAACUAUACAUGAGGUUGCAAAAGUGGCGAUAAACCAGCAUCGAUCGCGCUGACUCGUCGCAUUCUCAGCCGGGCUCCUGCAAGAGGUCGGCCGUACGGUAGAGGAGACGAGGACAGAGGAGUACGGGGCGAAAGAAGGAGAGGAAGGGAAAGACAACGGACCAGAAAGAGAGGGACCGAGAGAGCGUGCGCACGUACUGCUGGGAAGGAAAGUAGGGAAAACCGUUUGGGGGUGGGAGUUAGAGGGUGAUACUGAGCAAAAGACGGGGGCCAGUGGUGUACGGUUGUUGGCGGACGAUAUCAGACAACCGGGAUAGAGGAAGUUUGCGGAGAGAUAAAUAACGGGGUAAAUUCGUCGACGAAAUGGCGUGGGGUUAUUGGAGCGCAACGUCAGUCAGCGAUAGAGGUCGGUCACCCCGCCGUGAGAAGGAUAAACAACAAUCUCAGGGGUUGCAUCAGCAACAACAGCAACAGCAACAGUUUCAUCAGGGCGAGACGGGGAUUACGGGGUUGUACGGUGUACAGCAAGUACAGGGCGAGCUCGGUGUCGGUACCUCUUCCGGGCCCGGCGGUGCUGGUGCCGCAGUGGAGGAACCACCCUGCAGUAUGAUGAUACAGGGUGGUUCCUUCUAUUCUUAUUCCGCGGCACUGGCUGCUGCGACAGCAGCUGCCGCUAGUCGAAAAAUUCCGGCCGCCGUCGAGGGCCCAUCCACCUCAUCCACCGGGAUUCAAGUUCUACCGCGUGAACGGCCGAUUAAGUCAAGCACCAGCACGUAUCCACCCUCGCCCAGCAGUGAUUCCGCCGAAUAUGAGCAACCGAUCGUGGGAAUCCGGAGCGAGUGCUCGCCCAAUAACAGUCCCCGUGACGAUAUAUUCGUGCAACCCGGCUCAUCCAGCUCCAGGAUGAAGCUGCUCUGCGAGAAAGGUGUCGACGACACCUCGGAGGUAGAUCUCGAUGACGUGAUCGCCACGGAGAUGAUGUACGCGACCAGCAAUCGAGCCAUAGGGACUAAUACGUGUCGUGUACACGGGCCAUGUAGUCAACCACCGGAUCCCGCAUCUUCGCUGAUCGACGAUACCACCGGAUCCUCGCAAUUUUGGUUCAACGACAUCACCUGGGUUUUUCCUAACGUCCCGCCCGCACCUGGAAUGCCCUGUCAAGGAGAAGACAGUGAGUUUUUCGUCGCAAUAAAUAGUCGCAAGUUCUCUAACACGCAUAACGGCAUCCGCUCAGCAUUCUCCGAACACGAAUAAUACUAGCCAGCGAGUUAUAUACGAUUAGCGAAUAAGUUUUCUUCUGUUUAUCAUGGGAAGUGUUUUAUGAAUAGCCUGGCUGAUCGAUUCACGUGUACGACUACUGCG
Molecule: messenger RNA, 2752 nt
Organism: Nomia melanderi (Alkali bee)
Lineage: Eukaryota; Metazoa; Arthropoda; Insecta; Hymenoptera; Halictidae
Source: RefSeq, a predicted model, not a curated record